Pyrus x bretschneideri (Chinese white pear) is the source of this 462-nucleotide messenger RNA. RefSeq names its product PRA1 family protein B2-like. Gene Ontology annotation, cellular component: Golgi apparatus; endoplasmic reticulum. The transcript has a single exon. Lineage: Eukaryota; Viridiplantae; Streptophyta; Magnoliopsida; Rosales; Rosaceae. The record is from RefSeq and is a predicted model, not a curated record. Bases 1 to 462 code for a protein of 153 amino acids. Gene Ontology annotation, biological process: vesicle-mediated transport.
AUGCCCAUCGUCGCCCUCUCCCGCCACACUCUCUCCAACAGCCGCCCCUGGACCGAGCUUAUCGACCACACUGCCUUCACCAAGCUGACCUUGCUUACCGAUGUCGCCUUCCGCAUCUGCAAAAAUGCCGCCUACUUCUGCGUCAACUACCUCAUCGUACUCGUAGCCGUACUCGCCUACUCCCUCAUCUCCAACCCCUUCUUUAUUAUCAUCCUCGUCUCUCUCACCAGAGGAUGGAUCUUCCUCUACUCGCGCCGAUCGUCAGAGGAACCGCUCAUGAUCCUCGGUUGCACUAUCUUAGAAACCCAAGCAAUGUUCGGGCUGGGCGUGGCGACGCUGAUCAUGAUCUUAGUAACAAGUGUGAUGUUGCUACUGCUAACGGCGGUCAUGGUGAGGGUUGGGAUCAUUUGUGUUCACAGAGCAUUUAGAGAUCCCGAUGAUCUGCUUCUGGAGGAAACGUAA